Molecule: messenger RNA, 639 nt
Organism: Vicia villosa (hairy vetch)
Lineage: Eukaryota; Viridiplantae; Streptophyta; Magnoliopsida; Fabales; Fabaceae
Exons: 2
Coding region: 120-338 (72 amino acids)
Source: RefSeq, a predicted model, not a curated record
CACACGGGCGAAUGUAGGCACGCGCGACAGGCAUUGUACUUUUGAGACAGCAUCGUUUCGCAGCACCGUAAGAAGAAAGGGUUAUUCGUUAAGCCAUUUUCCUGCAAUCGAGAUAGAAAAUGGGGUACGUGCUGAGGGUGAGAUUAGCGUCGUUCUUUACCGGCGCUGCAACGGCGUCGUUUGCAGGUCUCUACAUCCUCCAUAGGGAUUACAAACUUGCGCAUCAAUCCCUUACUCAACAGACGAAUGGUCUCUACGAAUCACUUAACAGUCGAAUUUCUUCAUUGGAAAAACUCAAACAAACUGAAACUUCGCAACAGGCGGAAGCUACAGAAUAAGUAUGCGGAUUGAGGCAUCUGUUGUAGUUAAUUGUCGUGGUAGAAGUUUUAUCGAAUCUACUCCCUGCGACAAGUGACUUGUAAGGAGUAAAGUUUAAUUUCUCGCAUUUUAACUUUCUUACCAUAAGUGUCCGGACCAGUUCUGUAUUCUGAUGUAUGAUUACCCUUUCACCAACAAUAAUGCUAUAUUUGAGAAUUGAGAGAUAGAUUAAGUUAUGACAGAGACUUAUAUUACUGUUUGCAAUAAGCAAAAUAAGUACGAUUUUUAUUGGGUGUGAAUUUCUUGUCAUUAUUUGAGGCA